Molecule: messenger RNA, 691 nt
Organism: Phyllostomus hastatus (greater spear-nosed bat)
Lineage: Eukaryota; Metazoa; Chordata; Mammalia; Chiroptera; Phyllostomidae
Product: thymosin beta-10-like
Exons: 3
Coding region: 339-554 (71 amino acids)
Biological process (GO): regulation of cell migration; actin filament organization
Cellular component (GO): cytoplasm
Molecular function (GO): actin monomer binding
Source: RefSeq, a predicted model, not a curated record
CGCUGUGAAGCGCUCGAGUAGGAAAGGUCAAGCGUACUUGCUUUGUUUUGGCGUUUCCGAUUGAAGCUUGAUUUUCUCAGUCCUCCUUCCGACGCAGGUGAAACCUGCAGGUCGCUUACAGUCGGUGAAAUCUCCGCUGCGAGGCUCCUUUAGUGAAGCAGGGAUGGAACCUGCAACCUAGAAAAGUACUCUGACUGGAAUCAAACCCACAACGUUUUCUGUGGACAGGACAUUGUUACAACCAACUGAGCCACCAGUUCAUGAUCUCUUUUUGCAGCAAUGAGAGUGGGAGCUAGGACCCUGAUUUGGCAGCCAAGGCCAAGGCUUGUUUUAAGAAAAUGGCAGACAAACUGGACAUGGGGAAAAUCGCCAGCUUUGAUAAGGCUGAGCUGAAGAAGACAGAGAUGCAGGAGAAGAACACCUUGCCUACCAAAGAGACCAUUGAACAGGAGAACCAGGGUGAAAUUUCUCAAGAUCCUGGAGGAUUCCUCACCCCUACUAUCAUCUUUGGGACUCCAGUAGUGGAGAAAAAGCUACCUGCAAAAUGGACAUGAGCGACAAACUGCACUGUGAACCCAGAUAUUCUGCGCCCAUGCCAUUAGCCUGUGGGUCAUCUCCAUUCAAACUGCCAAAUUUUCCAGUUUGCCCUGGGAUAUUAUAUAAAAUUAUUUAUAUUAUUAAUAAAAAUAAA